This is a messenger RNA of Eriocheir sinensis (Chinese mitten crab), 4231 nucleotides long. Its product is annotated as bromodomain-containing protein 4-like. NCBI's taxonomy places the organism in Eukaryota, Metazoa, Arthropoda, Malacostraca, Decapoda, Varunidae. Bases 90 to 2660 code for a protein of 856 amino acids. The transcript is spliced from 2 exons. The record is from RefSeq and is a predicted model, not a curated record.
UGUGUGUGUGUAGGAAUGCUCGAGAUAAAUGGUUAACUGAAGAAGAACGAAGAUUAGAGGAGAGAAGAGAAAGGGAGAGAGAAGGAAACAUGGACGAGGAGGAGAGAAAACGUAAGCAAAACAUGGAGAGACGGAGGAAAGUCAUAUCUCCGCCACUUGAUUCCUUACCCUCCACCUCCACCACCACCACCACCAGCUGUAAUCACAACCACCACCACCACCGCCGCCGCUGUCCCCCUCAACCACCACCACCAUCACUACUAAGAAAGGCAUCCACAUUUAACUUUAUGCUAUGUGUCGUCGUGGUGUGUCUGAGUGGAGGAGCAUCAGGCCAGCACCUCAGCAGAGUACCCCCGGCCCUGAUCACUCUUACCAACCCGGGGGAGAGAGGUCUCAUCCCAGCGCAACCCUUCUGGCCACCCUCAACCGCAGCCUCGACGGUCAGUUUAUCCAGUGCGGCAAGGAGCUUCCCCGCCUCAGUACCCGUAUCGGAACAUGAGGCGGCGCAUCUCAACACAGUGAUCUCCGGAGGGGUGACUAUCCAGGACCAUGGGUACCGUAAGGCGCCCCCAGGUACAAGCCGACCCCUGCCAAGUGUUGUGUUAGCUGCUCUUAUGCAUUUAGAUGACCCAAGGCUCGUGCAUGAGGACCUGACGAUUGAUGAUAACGAUGAUGACUUCCUAUCGAUUCCGGCACCAGGUGUAGCCCAGGUGUUCUCGACUCCGACACCAGAUGUAACCACGGUGUUCCCCAAGGGCAUAAAGGCACCGUUCCUCAUCCCAGUCCCACAAGAUCCACUCCCAGGGCCUCUUCCACCUCCCUCACCACUACCCCCACCACCUUCACGACCACUGCCGCAUCCAAGCACCCUAAGCGAACCUGACCUUCAGCCUCCUCUACAAACACCGCGGAAGAAGCUCCAUCACCCAGAGGAGGCAGAUACCACCCCAGCCUCAAUCACAAGGGCACAGUUGAUCCGCCUUCGUCAGCGUACCCGUCAGAGACCUCCUGUGGCACCCCCUAUUGAGGAUGCCACUGAAGACCACCAUGAUACCCCCCUAGAGGACACACUACCCCCUGCUGCCCGGUUCCCGUCAAUACCCCAACGUCAGCGUACCCGUCAGAGACCUCCUGUGGCACCCCCUAUUGAGGAUGCCACUGAGGACCACCGUGAUACCCUCCUGGAGGACACACUACCCCCUGCUGCCCAGUUCCCGUCAAUACCCCAACGCCGUAAGCCUGUUCCUGCCCCCGUACAGCGACCUACACCCCCCGACCUCCCUUCAACAUCACCUACCCAUGAGUCUGAUGAGGACGACUACUAUUACUACUACAGUGAUGAAGACUACUACUACUACGACGAUUAUGAGGAUGGGGGUAAGGUGAGGGAACGACCCAAACACCCAGUGGAGACGACCUCAGCGAAACCUACUCCCCCCACGACUAAAACUACGACCCCCUCCCCUGUCAUACGACCCAAGAAUAAGGAACCCGUCACACUCCCUCCUUCCUUCUUCGAGUUAUCACCUACCCCCAAACGGAGAAGACCUUCCACUAAGAACCCUCCAGUCUUACAAAUUCUCACUCCUCCUUCCCAAGAGUCUGACGCCUCCACCACCCAGCACUCCACCUCCAUCCCCCCCAACCACCAUGAUCUAAUCCCCAAAGUCCUCGCCACUCCAAUCUCCCCGACAAUCACCCCAAAGAUAUCCUCCUCCCCAGCACACAUCCCUGAACCCUCCCCAGACUUAGCCCCAAGUCCUAGCCCACGUCCUCAUCCUGCCCCAGUACAUUACCAGCCCCCGGGUAUCGAACUGGGGACUUUUAUUGGUGAUGGACGUUAUCUGACCUUACGAGCACCCCCGGAGACCAUUCGAAACCACCCUGAGGUCCUCUUCGCCCUUUCUGGAAGCCCGAGUGGGAGAAAGGGAGGACCUGUUUACUUCCCUACUGCACUUGCGGGAAUUCAACUCAAAGAGGAAGAAGAGGGAGAGGAGGAUGAGGUGGGGGAGGAUUCAGUAUUUCGAGGGGUACGAACAGUGGAAGAUGUGGAUGAGGAGGAUAUGAAAGAGGAGGAGGAUCACUCAUUAAUUCAGGAGGUAAUUGAAGAUGUGGAUGAGGAGGAUAUGGAAGAGGAGGAAGACUACUCAUUACUUCGAGAGAUAAGAGGAGUGGGAGUGGAAGAAGAGGAGGAAGGCUAUUCACUCUUCCACAAGAUAAGAAGAGUGGACAUGGGUGAAGAAGAGGAAGAGGAGCAGGAGGAGGAGAGGGAAAAACAUGACAAAACCAAAGCCGAAGAAGUGGACAAACAAAGAAGAAAACAUGGAGAAAUUAGACAUGAGGUGGAAGAGGAGAGACGGAGAGGACGGAAGCAUGGAGGAAAGGAGGUAGAGGGAGAGAAGAAAGAAAGGAGGGAUGAGACAGACAACACAGAGGAGGAGGAAAAGGAAGAACAGUGGAUGAUCCUUGAUGAUAACACAUAUGAAGCAACCGAAGGAAGAGAGGAAGCAUUAUUUUUGGCUUCCGUGGUAAAGAACGAAGAGGGGAACCAGGGUGCGGUUCAAAAGGAUACAGAAAAGAGACCCUUGUUCUUCUCUCGUCUGCCACUCGUUGGGUUAACAGGACACAAGGCACUUAGAAGAUCGAGUGAUUCGCCGUAACGCUCACCACCACGAGGACCUAGAAUGGCUCUUAAUGCUGUCCUCGGUAGACACGCUUUUUUAAGAUUCCGGUUAAGUCUGCAAUCAUACACUCCUACACACAAGACCUGAACUCUGACCACUGUUCGCCCACCCAAAACUCGUGAAUAAGAUCAUGGAAGUGAGUUUGAGUUGUGACGAUGGUAGAAAGGAAGAGAGCUGCUGGUUAGAGGUAGAGUCUUGUGUUUAUACCGAGAAACUGUCGAUGCAAAGAGCAACCACCACGACCAUGUCCUUGUUACCACUAUACGCCUGACUUUCAAAUAUCAAGAAAUGGGGAUAAUAAAUAAAGGGAAGAAACUGUAAUAGUCAGGCCAGAGGAAACAAAACACAAGCGUUCUUCCUUAAAUGUGUAACAGAUAGAAAAUGGGAAGUUGAUUCCUUAUACAAGAGAAAACAUUUUAGAAUAAACUGAACAAUUUGCUUGAAAAGACUGAAAAAUAUUAGUGAAUCAAUGGGGUUGCAGAGUAAUGGUUGUGUUACCGCUGAAAUGUAAACUCAGUAACUAAUAGAAAAUGGCAUGUUAACCCCUACCAUAGAAAACGUUAAAGCGUAAACUGAGAAAUUGCUUAAGCUUACGGAACAUCAAGUGAAUUUAUGGUGUUGCAAAAUAAUAGUUGUUUUGGUGGUGAAUUAUUAUAUAAACUAUGCAACGAAAAGAAUACGGCAUACGAUGAAUCCUUGACAGAAAACUUUAAAGGGUAAACUGGACUAUACAUAGGCGAAAUACCAGUGAAAUUGUGUUGUAGGUAUAUUGAGUUGCUAAUGUAAUGUCUAAUGUCUUACUACAUGAGGUUAUUCCAUCGUUGGUGAUCAGUGUUCAUGAAAAUAUUGUUUCUGAAGAGGUUACAAAUAAUACUUGUCUUCACAUAUAUCCUUUCGUGCGUUAUCCUCGGUGAAUUGUAAAUAGAUGUUAACCUUACCAAAUAAACACGUCGGGCAAUCAACCCAUGAAACUUUUGUUGGUGAACUGACUGAGCUUUGUGAAACUUAGUGGAGGCUAAGUGACAAGCGCAUAAGUGACUUACAGAUAAUCGUGUUGCCUUUUUCCAUGCGAGGAGAAAAUAAAUAAUGGGAAAGAAGUGAAAGGCUAUACUUGGUUUAGAGACAGUGAGUGAUAUGAAAAAAAAAAUACUGCUGAUUCUUUCUACUCGAGCAACUAAAAUCAACAGUGAAUCAUGUGACAUAAAAAUAACGAAUUCUUUUCAGUCGUGUACGUAAAUAAUAACGAGUGAAAGCUAGCUGAUUAGUAAAAAAAAAGGUGAUCCUAAAAUACAACAAAACUGUGAUCAGUAUUUCGUUGGAACAUGAAAGAUAAAAAAAAUCGCCCGCCCGCUAACAGUGAUCGAGUGUCCACAAACCUACUGGAAUAAAGAAAAAACAGCAACAGCACCAUUAUAAUCCGCAGCAACAGUAUAAAACAGUAGUUAUAGUGCACCGUCCGCUAGGCGUGUGUGAAACAAAUUAUAAUCAGUAUUGUAAGGUGUGUCUGUGUGUGUGUGUGUUUGUGUAAUAUACAUAUAUAUAUAUAU